UAUUGUCUUUGACGCCCAAAUGGUUUUGUAGUGACUCGUUCGAUUUUCGUUUACUCUGACGAAAAUUGAACCACACCGGCAUGUUUUUCUUUGCUAAAGCGAAAGAAGAUUCGUCCUCGCCCGAGUCCUUGAGUGGUAAACCGCCGCCACUGCGAAGGCAUGAUACUUUUGGGAGUGCCGAAUUGUUUGAAGCUUGGGCAAAAGAUUCAUUUAUCAACCAAAGCACAAUUGACAUUUUGGUAAAAACGCAUCAAAUUGAUUGCUUGCCCGCGGUUCUGGCUUUGAAGAAAGAUGACUAUUCACAGUUAAAUUUACCAGUUGGUCAACGAAGACUUCUCGAGAGUGCGGUCGAGAAACUCCGCCAAGAGUAUGAACUGGUUCAACCGCCGACCCCAAAAGCAAAGAUUAAUCUUGAAAUGCCGGUUUAUAAAUCGAUGCUGGAGAUAGGGGAACUAGCAGAAGAAGAGAAAACUGGUCAAUACGAGGACAACCAAUUAUCCCGUAGGCCACAGUCCACGGGGCAUUCUACUCAAAGGAUAUAUGGAAAAACACGAAGCUACGUUGAGUCUGGUACUGAAAAAAGCGACAGCGGACCGGAGAAGAAAGCUCUACUGGUUUCCGAACAGGGUAAAAUUUUAUCUCAGACGACACCAAAGUCAGCACAGAAGACAAAAGAUGGUAAGUCGUCUCCGAGACAAUCGCAAGAAAAAACAGCCACAAAUAAUUACACAGAAGAUAGCAAAGAUGAUGACGAUAUGAACUCGCCAUGCGCAUGUCAGAGAUGGCUUUUUACCACCCUACUCAUGCCAAUAUUUGCUGUUUUAUCAGUUAUUGGAUUCGUUCUUGUUGUUUUACUCAUGCCGUUUCGUUUAUGUUGUCCUCAAGGUGGAGUUUACACCAAUGUUGUAACAUUUAUAUUUGAAGUAUUUAUGAUGGCUCCCUGUCUCGCAUGCAAGUGGGCAAGAGGUAAAAGAACACCGCAAGCUAACUCUGCCUCGAAAAAGCCUCGCUAUGGUGGAACAGAUGAUUUGGAGCUUGGCGACAAAUGACGAACGCUGCAGUACGAUUUCUGUGAAAUUAAAUCUACGAACAUGUCUAAUUUUCGCUUCCUGCAAAUUUUUUUCAGGCCGCAAUACCAAAGGGAGGGUUCUGAAGGAGAAAAUUAAUCCUUUACACCCUAACAUCAGUAUGCAUAUUCUCCAAUCUUUUUUUUUUGUCGUUUUCUAAGGUGAUGACAAGGAGAAUUUGUUUAACAAUCAAGGGCUUCUAUGGUUGAUCACCAUUUAUUUUAUUGUUGUGAUCUUUACGUUUGAUUCAGGGCUGAUUUUGUACGGAGAAAUCAGAUGCAAGGUACCCUUAGGGUGAAAAGGGUUAGUGGAGACGUGGGACUUGUCCACUCUACGUGAGGAAAAUGGGAUGGGUAGCUCUUCUUUUUCUUUACCACGGGAAUGCUUUCUCAUGCGCUAGUGUCCUUUGCAACUGAAUUACCCCUCUACAAUGCAAGUCAAGUCAGAUAAAAGAUCUAUUUUAUUUCACCAAAUUGUGCCUUGCCACUGAAACAAUCAGAACGGGUCGUCAUUAAUAUUUUUAACCUACUCUGUGCCACAGCAUUGUUUACGGAAGAGGUUCUUAAAUCAGAGUUGGGAGACACGAAGGGCACCCAGCACUUCUGGAAGCAUGUCCUUAAUCGACAAACAUAAAAUACAUGAAGUGAGCAAGUUACCAAUAAGUCUGCCCGCCAUCAGCCCUUCCCUUCUGGCCUGAAAUCUAUUAAGUAAUGAAACUAACACAGAAACAGUACCCUUCCUGGGUGUGCAGAGGGGAUUGGUGUGAAGUGACAACUAACAAAAAUGUCCCCUUCGCAUCGUAUGCUAAAAUGGUUGAAAAAAGUGAAACAAUUGCUCUGAAAAACUUUGAAGAAACGCCAAGGAAACCGGCAAUGUAAUCCCGUACCAGGUACUUGACGAGCUAACUGAAGCAGAGUAGUGUGUUACAGUGACAGGGCAUGGCCCAAGGGACCCUUUCCUCCACCAAAAAAGAUUUGUUCUCAUUGCUCCUUCUUUAACUCUAUUAAAGAGGAUCUUUGCGGAGGCGAGAGAGAGAGAAAGGGUUAAUCGCUUGCUUAAAUGUAAUUGUAGUGUUCAGCUUACACAAAUUUUUGCACUUUUUAAGUCAACGUGGGUCGCAAGUCGCGCGCGCGGUGGGCCAAUGCACGUUCAGCUAACGUGUGAUCUCCAGUUGUCACUGCUCACUAACGAAACGCUCACAAGAAAAACCCAACAAACAAACAACCUGAGCUGCAAAUUCGCGCUUCUUCUGUAGGUCAUAUGAUGUCAAUGAGUAGAAAAAUAUUGUUACAUGAUGCCUCACUUCCUUUUCACAUUUAAAAUCCUUUAGCAAGAGGCUGCAUUAUUUUGAAAAUCCACCUUAAGAGAAUCAAAUACAUAUGUUAAUCCGAGAAACGGGACAUAUCCGUAUCAAGACCCAAAAAUAUUUUUGAAUACAAGGUAAAUUUUCGUUUUUUAUUUAUUAAAAAUUAAACUGGUACUUAUGUUAUUAAGUUACGUCUGAAGACUCAGAUUGAGUUGUACAUAGAAUUUUUAAAAUUCAGAAAGAAUAUGUAAAAAUUAUGAAUUUAAAAUUGCAUAUUGUCUUGUUGAGUGAACUCUGUAACCCCCAAGAUCUCUUUAGUAAUUCUCCUUACUGUCUACUCUACGAUUCUUAUGAUGUACAUUUGGAGAAUUUGGUAUUGGAUGAAAUGACAAUUCCCGAAUUGUUAUUGCAAUGAUUUUUUAAGGAGAAAUUCUGCCGCGGUCCUUCAUGGGAAUCAGAGUGUCGAUAAAGUUGCACUCCACUGGGUCACUGAGCUUUUAAUAUAAUUUGACCCGCUUAUUUCCUAUCCUCUUGUUGCGUUUCAAUGAGAGUUCACAAAAAUAAACUGUUCGCUUCAAGUUCAC
Pocillopora damicornis (cauliflower coral) is the source of this 2957-nucleotide messenger RNA. RefSeq lists its product as uncharacterized. Lineage: Eukaryota; Metazoa; Cnidaria; Anthozoa; Scleractinia; Pocilloporidae. The record is from RefSeq and is a predicted model, not a curated record.